CUCUCUUUUCUGACUGCACCUUCAGACUGCCUUGCAUCUAAAGCAGAAGACCGCCUCUUCAGAAAGCUUUUCAGGAGGUACAACCAGUUCAUCAGACCAGUGGAAAAUGUCUCAGACCCUGUAACGGUGGAGUUUGAAGUCUCCAUCUCACAGCUGGUCAAAGUUGAUGAGGUCAAUCAGAUUAUGGAAACAAAUUUGUGGCUCAGGCAUAUCUGGAAUGAUUAUAAGUUGCGUUGGAUGCCGGAUGAGUUUGAUGGAAUUGAGUUCAUUAGAGUUCCAUCAAACAAGAUUUGGAGACCUGACAUUGUUCUCUACAACAAUGCUGUCGGGGAUUUCCUGGUGGAGGAUAAAACCAAGGCACUGCUUAAAUUUGAUGGUACCAUUACCUGGAUUCCUCCUGCAAUUUUCAAAUCCUCCUGCCCUAUGGACAUCACCUACUUCCCUUUUGACUAUCAGAACUGCUCAAUGAAGUUUGGCUCAUGGACCUAUGACAAAGCCAAGAUUGACCUGGUGCUUAUUGGGUCUAAGGUUAACCUUAAAGAUUUCUGGGAGAGUGGCGAGUGGGAGAUCAUUGAUGCUCCAGGCUACAAGCAUGACAUCAAGUACAACUGCUGUGAGGAAAUCUACCCGGACAUCACUUACUCCUUCUACAUCCGCCGCCUGCCACUCUUCUACACCAUCAACCUCAUCAUCCCCUGCCUCCUCAUCUCUUUCCUAACAGUGCUGGUUUUCUAUCUCCCGUCUGACUGUGGAGAGAAGGUCACGCUCUGUAUCUCCGUCCUGCUCUCCCUCACUGUAUUUCUACUCGUUAUCACCGAGACCAUCCCCUCCACAUCUCUGGUCAUCCCGCUGAUUGGAGAGUAUCUGCUCUUCACCAUGAUCUUCGUCACACUCAGCAUUGUCAUUACGGUUUUCGUCUUAAAUGUGCACUACCGCACCCCUAUGACCCACACGAUGCCCGGUUGGGUGCGCUCAGUGUUUCUCAAAGUGCUGCCGAGGGUUAUGUUGAUGCGGAGACCAACUGAUGAAGACAGCAAAGCUGGAGGGUUGGAGAACAGUGGGGAGGCAGGAGGAGCUGGAGGGGGAGGAGGAGGCGGAGGAGCCAAGAGGAAGAGUAACUUGACGCAGCAUGUAGGAGGGGGUUCCCUAAAUUGUCUGGAAUUUGGAGACAGUACAUUGCCCUCCAUGGAAGGCUGUGCUGGGAAAAAAUGCUCUUGUCCCUGCCAGCAUGAAAAGGAAAGUCCUGAUUCAACAACAACUGGAAAAACGACACGUCAGCUGAGUCCAGAAAGCAUAAAUUCAGUAGUGGCCUUCUCCGUUGUGUCACCUGAGAUCAAACAGGCCAUCGAGAGUGUUAAGUACAUCGCUGAGAACAUGAGGAGCCGAAACAAAGCCAAAGAGGUGGAAGACGACUGGAAGUACGUCGCCAUGGUGAUAGACAGAAUCUUCCUAUGGGUGUUUGUGACCGUGUGUGUCCUGGGGACAGUGGGCCUCUUCCUCCAACCACUUUUUGGAUUUGUUUCAUAA
Nerophis lumbriciformis (worm pipefish) is the source of this 1527-nucleotide messenger RNA. NCBI's taxonomy places the organism in Eukaryota, Metazoa, Chordata, Actinopteri, Syngnathiformes, Syngnathidae. The record is from RefSeq and is a predicted model, not a curated record.